AGACGUUUGGACCUCAUGACAUGCCAGUUAUCGACAUUUCCAACAGCACUAGGAAAGAGCAUGACGGCUUUUUCUAUGCCAAUUUCUCUUUCACAUGCGGCCACGGCUGGCCCUAUAUCGUAUUCUGCUCCCUGCGUAAACUCCUUUUCCUUGCCAUUGUUAUGAAGACUUGAUUUUGACCUUGUGCUCCUUACUCCCUUUGUUUGGACAAAUACCGCAAAUACCGCCUGCUUUUUCUGUUUGAUGACAACCUUUAAGAUUGGAACUGUCUUUGGAGGCUUCCUGCACUUCUCCCUGUCUGCAUGUCUGCUAAACAUUCUACAUCAUGAUAGACCACGUUCUUGGUAGGCCUUCGGUCAGAUUUCGCAAGUAUCAGGUCUUUGCUGUAGUCUCUUUUUGGUCGUAUUAUCUUUACAAAGGCAAUCCCCAUGGCCCACCUUACCUACGACGCCUCUCCAGAGUCUUCUCUACGCGCUUGACGACCUGGCACACGGUUGUCUUGACACUCAUCUACCUAUACAUCACACGUAACUUUAGCAAACUCGUGGGCCUCGAGUGCCCAGAACCGCUGGCCAACCUCUACACAAGAUCAUACUUCCGAGCAACAUGGGUCACAACAGCCUUGGAUGCAGGCUUCUGGACGGCUAUGAACCUACGCCCCGUAUGGUUGAAGGAUAUAGCAAGUCUUGUCUUCUCGGUGUACUAUCUCAUCUGUGCCGAGCAAGCAGACGAAAAAGUACGCAAGAUUAGAGCUGGCUUGACCUUGGAACAUUUGAGAGUGAGCUGGAACAAGCCCAACACACCAUACAUCAACUUCUUCGGCAAGCUGAUGCGACCUAAACUCAUGCGUUACCCGCCGCGCGCCAUCCGCAUACCCAGGCCAAAGCAAAGCAGCUACGAUGAGCCCAUUCAAGCCUGGCUAUACUUUGAUGGCCCUAUCAGCGACCUGAAGAAUCACGACAAGAUUGUGCUCGAUAUUCCUGGUGGUGGUUUCGUGGCCAUGGAUCCGAGAGCCCAUGACGACAAACUGCUGGCCUGGGGUGCAAGAACAGGCUUACCCGUAUUGGCCUUGGAUUACAAGAAAGCUCCUGAACAUCCCUAUCCUUAUGCGCUGAACGAGUGUUACGACACAUACCAUACUCUGAUCGCAACCAAAGGACAAUGCAUCGGCCUUUCUGGGGAGACUAUGCCCAAGAUAGUCGUCAGUGGAGACAGCGCAGGUGGGAAUCUCGCAGUAGGCUUGAUCCUUAUGAUCCUGCAGUCCGGCAGCACUGCGACUCGCCGUUGGCAAGGUGAAACCUCGCUUCCCGUACCCGAGGGCGCAGUUCUCAUCUAUCCGGCUCUCGACAUGAACAUUGGAAAUUGGAUGACGGACGAGCAGAUGUCUCUGAUCAAGGAUCGAAAGAUGCGCAAAACCAACCGUGGUGUCUUGAGCAGAAAGAGCGACGACUACAGGAAGCUGACACCGAACACUCCGCAUGGAUCUGAGGAUGAAGACGACGACGUUAGCCCGCCAAAGACGAAACGAACGAAUACGGCAGUGCAGCAACUGACCGACAAGCAAAUCGUUGCGUCACCUACUGAACCUCAUACCAGCGCCGCCCACACAGUUGAUGCUGCGCCCACUGCACCGGCCCCACAGAUGCUGCGUACCCGACUUGCAAUGUCCUCUAUGAUAUCUUACUUCAACGACCGCGUUCUGACACCCGAAAUGAUGCGCGCUAUGAUUAUCCUCUACAUCGGUCCUCAUUCGCGACCAGACUUCUCGACCGACUACCUACUAUCGCCACUUCUCGCACCUGAAGCGCUUCUCACCCGCUUCCCCAAGACUUACAUGAUGACUGGCGAACGCGACCCUCUUGUGGAUGACACAGUCAUCUUUGCAGGACGUCUAAAACAAGCCAAAUUGGCCCACUGGAAUCAUCGCAAAGAGCUAGGUCUGAUUCGCGAGCGUGAUGUCUUCGUUGACACCGACCAUGUGAACGUAGUCCUGAUCCCUGGCAUUUCUCAUGGCUUCUUGCAAUUCGCGGGCAUAUUCCCAGCAGGCUGGAAAUACAUCUCCCGAUGCUCACGUUGGAUGGCGGACCUCUUCCGCGAGGCAGAUUUGCGUGCUGAGUUAGACGAAGAAGAGACCGACUACUUUGGCAAGGAAGCAGGCCUGGGUAUGAAGAAUGGGAACGGCAUCAGACAUCAUCGCCGCAUGCCAACAGAGUCCUCAGGCGACGAAGACAGACCGCUCGAAAUGAGUACCUUGAACGGAGGGGCUCGCACCAGUCCAAAGAAAAAGGGAAGUCCGAGAGGUAGUGGCAGGACUGUUCGGGGAGCCAGAAACGAGCGGCCCAGAAGUCAGAGGACGAAAAGUCUUGUUAGCUUGGCCAGUGAGGAUGAUCUCCUGGGUAGGAGAAUGAAGGGACUGACAGGCAAUUUGAUGGGUGAUGGCGGAAUGCCUCAAACACCGUGAUUGGUCUGGAAUUUCCCAUAUCUCUCGAAUUGCCUACAAUCAUUUGUACACCCAAUAUUUGCCUCAUCACGCAAUGAGCCAGGAACCAGAUCGUGAGAGCAACUACCAUACCGUGUGCCCCUUCAAUAACAAAUUAGUACAUGAGCAAGGUAGAACAACUCGUACAGUAUCACAACCCAGGAU
Molecule: messenger RNA, 2644 nt
Organism: Aureobasidium pullulans EXF-150
Lineage: Eukaryota; Fungi; Ascomycota; Dothideomycetes; Dothideales; Saccotheciaceae
Product: lipase
Exons: 3
Coding region: 326-2461 (711 amino acids)
Biological process (GO): triglyceride catabolic process
Cellular component (GO): cytosol
Molecular function (GO): triacylglycerol lipase activity; sterol ester esterase activity
Source: RefSeq, a predicted model, not a curated record